This is a messenger RNA of Camellia sinensis, 899 nucleotides long. The record is from RefSeq and is a predicted model, not a curated record. NCBI's taxonomy places the organism in Eukaryota, Viridiplantae, Streptophyta, Magnoliopsida, Ericales, Theaceae.
UCUAGAGUCCUAGCCCGCAAAUAUGAGCAGCGAGUAGCAAAUUUCGAAGGUGAUUUUGAAAAUGAUUGAUGGAGCAAUCACACCUGGAAACCCUAAACCAGUCAGACUCUCUCUUUCCUUUCCCUCCUCAUCGCAGAAGACACCUUAAGAGCGAAACUUUUCUCACACUUGUUCGAAUUCUAUCUCAUUGCCAUGCCGACUCUCAUACUUGUCAUUCCCAUCCACAGGAGCGUCCAAAACAAGAUGUAGAUGUUUAUGCUGAAUCUUCAAGAUUGGAUGAGAAUAAUGAAGGAAGUUCAUUUGUGGAGAGGAAUUUGUUGGAAGAAGUGAACGAAAUGCAGCUGAUGGAAUUGGAGAAAUGGGUAUCUGAUUGUGGUGGGUUAAAUUCUCUUCUUCGUGUAACUGAUGAUGAAGAGAUUGAAGAAGGAGAAAUCUCAGGGGACUUUGGGGUUUAUGACCAAUCAAUGGAUUUGUUGUUUGAAGAUGCUGUAUCAUUAGAAAAGAAGAAUGUGGAUGAGGAGCAAAAUUCUGAAGCCACUAUUAAUGAUGAACAAUUAACUUGUAAGAAACAGAAAGUGGCAAAUCAGGAAGAUACCAAAUCUAAUAAGAAUUUUGUGGAGACAAUUGAUAAUGUGGGUAAGGAAGUAGAAUUAAAAAUUCUAAGUAAUAUGCCAGAGAUAGAGUGUAAGUCGGAAAUUGCUGUUUUUGGGAAAUAUGGUGAGGCUAAACUGGCACAUGGGUAUAACUCUGUGAUAGAAACUGUAAGAAACGAGCAGCAAACUGCUAGAGCUAUUGAGGAGUUCAACCAUCCAGCAGUGCCUGGCAAAAUCUCAAGGGAAAAUGCGACCAAAAAUCAAAGCACUUUAUCCACUGAAAAGGUAUGAUUUUGAUUUGUGAAU